CAAAUAUCUUGUAUAAAAGCAGUUGAAAGAAACCUCUUGAACCAAUGUCCAAGGCAUAUUCGCCAGAAUUUAGCUCGAGGGAUAUAGGUCUCGAUAAAAGCAAAACGUUUGAUUGGAAUGAUAACUUGGAUGAACAGCUUCUAUCGUAUCUCAAGGGUAGACGAUUGUGGCCCGACUUUGGAGCUGAGUAUGCUAACCAGAUUCAAUGGGAUGAUUUGGCUGGUAAAUUGAACGUUUCACAUAUACCCUUUGUGCAAAUGAAGGUGGACGACUUAUAUAGGCAGUAUGUUUCUGAAACAUGUUUCCCGGAAACAGAUCUCGAAACAUUGAUGAAUGAGUUCAAUGAUCCUGAUACGACUGUCUACAAAGAAGCAACGGGUAUAAUAGAUGGUUUGGGGCUUCAAAAUUUCCAGAAAGAAAUUCAGACAAACCCUGUAAUAAACGAUAAGGCUGAUGCUUCAGGACUAAGGCAAUCACUACUGGCAAAGUCGGAAAAUAUGGACAAUACAAUCACCCAGGUAGCCCAUGCACCUCCUAAAGAAAAGGCAAAGUUGCCUAUACGAGAAAUGCCUCGACUUUCAAAAACUGAACGAAGAAUGUCAUUAGAUUUAAUGCAUUUGAAUCCUGAUUAUUUAAAUCAAAAGAAAGAUGCUACUAGACCAGGACUUCAUAAGAGGAACUCCAGUCUAAGCAAGCCAGCACCAGUAUCCACCAGUAAUGUCAAUGUUAUCACCAAAGCCGAAGUAAAUGCUCCGAAAACCCCUGUUAACACAAUUGAUUCCUCUAGUAAAGUCCCAAUCAAAAAUCGCUUGAGAGAUGUACUGAAAAACUUUAAGUUUGGCUUAGGAAGAAAACAAGAUGGACUGAAUAAAAAGAACGAUAAAGAUACGAAUGUCUUUUUGUUUAAUCAACUAGGCCAAAAAUUACGAAAAUCUUCAAACGAUCCUAAACUAUCCGAGCCCGAAGCAGACCCUACUAACGAAGAGCAUCCAGUUACUCCACGCCCUGGCUUCAAUGAUACCACUAAACAAAAUAGAAGAGCGUCAAUGGUUGGUGAAAGCUUGCCAUUAUAUAUCAGAAAACAAUUAGAAGUCACUUCCCAGCAACAAGAUGAUAGAUCGACUGCAAAAAAUGGAUCUUACAAAAAACCAGAGAAGUCUAGGGAUAUACCUCAUAACGUCAAUAAUAAAUCCACGGUAUCUAGAAAACCUUCGAGGGUACAUAAUCUCUUAGCAAAUUCGCAAUCAUUGUAUAUUCACUCAAAAGACGUGAAUAAUCCGACUUUUAAACAAAGCCCUGCUACAAGUAACAAUCAAACCGACGAAACUUCCUUUUAUGAAAACGAAACAACUUCAGACAAUGAUAAAGAAUAUAUUCUGCCAACCCUGUUCACAAAAUAUUAUGGGCCUGGGUACGGUGAGGAGGCAGCUUCAGACGAUGACGAAGUGAGUAAUGGCAUUGAAGAAAUGGAUGUUGACUUUGUCAACAUAACUGCUAGCUUCGAGGCAGAUGACGUUAAUCAGAGAGAUGACGAUGAAGAUGAAGAGGAUGAUUAUUUAUUCACCAUGUAGCGUGGAAACGAUAAUUUUUAUUACGAAUAGAUUAAAUAUUACAUAUUAUACAAAUGAUUAAUUUUUUUUUGCUUUUACAAUGCAAUUGGAAUAUAAAAGAGAAUGC
Molecule: messenger RNA, 1677 nt
Organism: Hyphopichia burtonii NRRL Y-1933
Lineage: Eukaryota; Fungi; Ascomycota; Pichiomycetes; Serinales; Debaryomycetaceae
Exons: 2
Coding region: 45-1571 (508 amino acids)
Source: RefSeq, a predicted model, not a curated record